Entrophospora sp. SA101 is the source of this 522-nucleotide messenger RNA. The record is from the annotation of a GenBank genome assembly. Lineage: Eukaryota; Fungi; Glomeromycota; Glomeromycetes; Entrophosporales; Entrophosporaceae.
AUGAAGCAGGACGCAACGACGAAGCCAAAAAAAGAAAUCUUAAAAUUAUUUCCGAACAAUGAGCCAUUUCAAACUCCCAAACCGGAAAGACUGCUAAAAAGAAUUAUCCAAAUCGCUACGAAUGAAGACGAUAUCGUGCUGGAUUAUUUUGCUGGUUCUGGAACUACCGCUGCCGUGGCUCAAAAAUUAAAGAGAAACGGAUUUACUUAUUUUUCAGUGGAAAAAUCUAUGUUCGACACUCAUUCCGGAAUAAUUUGCUUGGCUGAAAAUGUUUUGAAUGGUAAAUUAGCGAAAUUGGUGGCGACCCAGUUAGAGUAUGAUUACCAGCCGGAAAAUGAAUAUUUUUGCGGCAAAAAAGGAGAUGUUUUAUUAGCAGUAGUGGAAGGCAUGUUAACGGAUGGAUUGUUAAACUUUUUGCUGAAUUCAAAUCCUGAAUAUUUUCGUUAUGGAAAAGAAAAAGGUGUGUGGGUUUUUCACGGAAUUGUUGGAACAACUAAUGACAGAACAAUCAGGGAAUCAUGA